AUGUUGGAUAAAAGUUGGUUGAAUAUAAGGAAUAGAGUCGACCAAAGGUAUAGAGAUGGAGUAGACAACUUUCUUAAUUGGGCAUUCAGUCAACCAACUGUGAACACUAUGAUUCAGUGUCCUUGUAAAGGGUAUAUGAAUACCGUGUUUAAGCUAAGGGUUGGUGUAAGAGGAAAUUUAUUGAGGAAGGGUUUUUGGGAUUCUUAUAAAGUGUGGGACUUGCAUGGAGAAGUGUUAGUUAGAGUUGAAACUUCUAAUAUUGCAGUUAGUGAUGAAGCAGAAGAUAAUAACAUUGAAGAGGAUAAUAUUACUGAAAUAAUUCACGAUGCUUGUGGAUAUACGAAUAUGGAGGAUAAUAAUAGUAAUAAUUCAGUUGACAAUGAAGAGCCAAAUAUACAUACAACAAAGUUCUACAAAUUGUUAGAAGAUGCUGAGACAGAACUUUAUCCCGGUUGUAAAAAAGUCUCGAAGUUGUCUUUUGUUGUUAAACCACUUCACUUGAAGUGUCUUAACCAUUGGAGCAAUAAAUCGAUGGAUGCAUUAUUGAGCUUCUUUAAAGAAGUUCUUCCCGAGGGUUCAUUUGUGCCAAAUUCUUUUUAUGAAGCAAAGAAAGUUCUUUGUGACCUCAGCUUGGGGUACACCAAAAUAGAUGCAUGUCGGAAUGAUUGUAUUUUAUAUUGGCGUGAUUAUGCUGAUGUCCAAGCAUGUCUUAAGUAUGGUAAGUCUAUAUGGAAGUCCGAAGAACACGAAGGCAAGAAAGUAGCUCAUAAAAUCUUGCGGCAUUUUUCAAUCAAACCAAGGCUUCAAAGAUUGUACAUGGCAAGUGAAACAGCUAAAAAGAUGAGGUGGCACAAGGAGGAAAAUAUUGAUGAUGGUGUCUUGCGACAUCCGUCUGACUCAGUAGCAUGGAAAUCCUUUGAUGCACGACAUCCCACAUUUUCAGCUGAGUUAAGAAAUGUUCGAUUAGGUUUGGCAAGUGACGGGUUCCAACCUUAUGGGAACAUGAGUUCUAAUCAUAGUAUUUGGCCAGUCGUACUAGCUACAUAUAACUUACCACCAUGGGAUUGCAUGAAAAAUCCAUAUUUUAUGAUGACACUUCUUAUUCCAGGCCCCAAGUAUCCAGACAAUGAUAUCGAUGUAUAUUUACAACCAAUGGUUGAAGAGUUGAAAGAAUUAUGGGACGGGGUGGAGACUUAUGAUGCACACUCAAAAUCUAAUUUUCUGAUGCGUGUGGCUAUCAUGUGGACGAUCAAUGACUUUCCUUCGUAUGAAAAUCUUUCAGGAUGGUCAACCAAAGGCAAGCUUGCAUGCCCUUGUUGCCAUAAAGAUACACAAUCGACUUCCUUGCGUAGUAAGUUGUGUUAUAUGGGUCAUCGUCGCUUCCUUCCCAUGGACCAUCCAUGGCGGAGAAGUAGGACGUUAUUUGAUGGGAAAGUUGAAAUGGGAGUUGCACCUAAUCCUUUAACAGGUGAUGAAGCACUUGUGCAAUUAUAA
This is a messenger RNA of Nicotiana tabacum (common tobacco), 1494 nucleotides long. RefSeq lists its product as uncharacterized. The record is from RefSeq and is a predicted model, not a curated record. Lineage: Eukaryota; Viridiplantae; Streptophyta; Magnoliopsida; Solanales; Solanaceae.